Solanum dulcamara is the source of this 2864-nucleotide messenger RNA. Its product is annotated as homeobox-leucine zipper protein ATHB-14-like. Lineage: Eukaryota; Viridiplantae; Streptophyta; Magnoliopsida; Solanales; Solanaceae. The transcript has 18 exons. Bases 204 to 2708 code for a protein of 834 amino acids. The record is from RefSeq and is a predicted model, not a curated record. Gene Ontology annotation, molecular function: DNA-binding transcription factor activity; DNA binding; lipid binding.
GAGAAGGGUUUUUCUAUUUAUUAAAAAAAAAACGCAGUCUUGAUGAGUUUGAGAGGAGGCUCUCUUGGAGUAGAGAGCCUACCUGUUCAUUCAAGAACCAGUACCAUCAUUUCUUGUUGAUACAUAAAGGGUUUUUUGUAUUUCUUGUUUUUUUUUCUGUAAUAGAUUUUGUGAUUGGGGUUUGUGAUUGUAGUAACAAAGAGAUGGAUAGUAGCAAGUAUGUGAGGUAUACACCAGAACAAGUGGAGGCUUUGGAGAGGGUUUAUGCAGAAUGUCCAAAGCCAACUUCUUUGAAGAGGCAUCAGCUCAUUAGGGAAUGCUCCAUUCUUUCAAAUAUUGACCCUAAACAGAUCAAAGUCUGGUUUCAGAACAGAAGAUGUCGUGAGAAGCAGAGGAAGGAGGCAUCUCAUCUCCAGACUGUUAACAGAAAGCUUACUGCUAUGAACAAACUGUUGAUGGAAGAGAAUGACCGAUUGCAGAAGCACGUUUCACAUCUUGUGUAUGAUAAUGGCUACAUGCGACAGCAGUUGCAUACUCAGGUUAACAGUACGGCCACGGAUACCUGCUGUGAGUCUGUGGUCGUGAGUGGUCAGCAGCAGCAACAAAACCCAAUGCCUCAGCAUCCUCAAAGGGAUGCUACCAGCCCAGCUGGUCUUCUAGCAAUAGCUGAAAAGACCCUGGCAGAGUUCCUUAGUAAAGCUACUGGAACUGCUGUCGACUGGGUGCAGAUGAUUGGGAUGAAGCCUGGUCCGGAAUCUAUUGGCAUCGUCGCUGUUUCCCGCAACUGUAAUGGUGUUGCAGCACGAGCUUGCGGCCUUGUGAGUCUAGAGCCCAUGAAGGUUGCUGAGAUCCUUAAAGAUCGUCCUUCUUGGCAUCGCGAUUGCCGUUGCCUUGAUAUACUGAGUGUAAUACCUACUGGAAAUGGAGGGACUAUAGAGCUCAUAUACCUGCAGACUUAUGCACCAACUACAUUGGCACCGGCUCGUGACUUUUGGACAUUGAGAUACACUAGAAGUUUAGACGAUGGAAGUCUUGUGGUAUGUGAAAGAUCUUUGACGUCUACCACUGGAGGCCCUGUUGGGCCUCCUGCUACUAGUUCUGUUAGGGCAGAAAUGCUACCAAGUGGUUUCCUCAUACGGCCUUGUGAGGGCGGGGGCUCAAUCAUCCACAUUGUUGACCAUAUUGAUCUCAAUGCUUGCAGUGUUCCCGAAGUCCUCAGACCACUUUAUGAAUCGUCCAAGAUCCUUGCUCAGAAAAUGACAGUGGCUGCCUUCCGAUACAUAAGGCAGAUAGCACAAGAAACCAGCGGAGAAAUUCAAUAUGCUGGAGGUCGGCAACCUGCCGUUUUGAGGGCAUUUAGUCAGAGAUUAUGCAGGGGAUUCAAUAAUGCGGUUAGUGGAUUUAUUGAUGAUGGUUGGACAAUUAUGGGUAGUGAUGGUGUGGAGGAUGUAACAAUUGCUGUAAACUCAUCACCAAGUAAGUUCCUUGAUGCACAAUACAACACCUUGUCAAUUCUCCCCACUUUUGGAGGAGUCUUGUGUGCAAGAGCAUCAAUGCUUCUUCAGAAUGUUUGCCCUGCUUUGCUUGUCCGGUUCCUUAGGGAGCACCGUUCGGAGUGGGCUGACUAUGGAGUUGAUGCUUACUCUUCUGCAUCUCUUAAAGCCAGUCCCUAUGCUGUCCCUUGUGCCAGACCUGGGGUCUUCCCCAGUAGCCAGGUCAUUUUACCUCUUGCUCAGACUGUGGAGCAUGAGGAGUUUCUUGAGGUUGUUCGGCUAGAGGGUAAUGCUUUCUCUCCAGAGGACAUAGCUUUAUCACGGGAUAUGUAUUUGUUACAGCUAUGCAGUGGAAUUGAGGAGAGUGCCACAGGUGCCUGUGCUCAGCUUGUUUUUGCACAUAUUGAUGAAUCUUUUGGUGAUGAUGCUCCGUUGCUUCCAUCUGGUUUCUCUGUCAUUCCACUGGAGCCUAAAUCAGAUUCUCCCAGUGCUGCUCGGACUUUGGAUUUAGCUUCAACUCUUGAAGCUAGAACUGGUGGGACACGACCAGCUGGUGAAGUUGAAGGAAGCAAUUACAACCAUCGUUCAGUCUUGACAAUUGCAUUCCAGUUUGCUUUUGAAAAUCACUAUCGAGAAAAUGUAGCUGCUAUGGCUCGCCAAUAUGUGCGAAGCAUUGUAGGCUCUGUUCAGAGAGUUGCUAUGGCUAUUGCACCCUCUCAACUCUGCUCUCAGUUGACACCUAAAUCCUUCCCUGGCUCACCAGAAGCUGUCACUUUGGCGAGAUGGAUUUGCAGGAGCUAUAAGGAUCAUACUGGAGGAGAAUUGCUACAGGUAGAUUCACAAGCUGCCGGUGAUGCUGUUCUGAAACAACUAUGGCACCAUACCGACUCAAUAAUGUGUUGCUCUGUCAAAAUGAAUGAUUCUGCAGUUUUUUCAUUUGCAAACCAAGCAGGACUUGACAUGCUUGAAACCACUCUAAUAGCUCUUCAGGAUAUAAUGCUUGAUAAGAUCCUAGAUGAAGCUGGUCGAAAGGUCCUCCUUUCAGAGUUCCCCAAGAUUAUGCAGCAGGGCUUUGCCUAUCUGCCGGCAGGGUUAUGUGUAUCGAGCAUGGGGAGGCCAGUGUCGUAUGAGCAAGCUGUUGCAUGGAAGGUCCUUACUGAUGACAACUCCAAUUACUGCCUUGCUUUCAUGUUUUUAAACUGGUCUUUCGUUUAAGUUUAAAACAUAUGAUCUGUGUAAGGCUGUGGCAUUAGCUAUCUGACUCGUUACAAGUUAUUUUGUACUAAACAAUGUCUUACUCCAGUGGCGGAGACAGAAAUCCUUGAGGAUUCCAACAUGUAUAUGAUGAAUGAAAACAUUGUUUUUAUCUUA